UUUGCUGACAGUUUGGCGCAGAUCUUCCCUCGCUGGACGCGCCAGUACGAUUGUAGAUCCCGACCAGUGCAGACGCGGUGGCACAUACAAGUGCCCUGAGUGCCUGAGUGUUUCGGUUCAAAGUGUUCACUUCCGGUGAUCGUUCGUUCAUCGGCAGCCAUCGUGAUCAAGAAGUGUGGUGGUGAUUCUACGUGAGCUAGAGAAAGUUCUGGUCAAUCGAGAGUGGAAAAACGGUCAGCUAAUUGUCUAAAAGAAGUUAUCGUUGGUGGGUGAAAAACUUGUCGCCAGCUCAAGAACUGCAAACGAUGAAGUACCUAGUGUUUUUGCUAUUGUUUGGAUGUCAAGUACUCAUCAGGGGUGAUGAGCUGUUGGACUCCGAGGAACCACCAGAGGGCUACUAUGCCUUCAUAGAAUCGCCUUCUGCCGUUCCGCCAAAGGUGCGAUCGCCACCGUACACGCACAUCAACAUUGAGUGUAAGGAAGCGACCAACCCGAAACCGUACGUGUCGGCCAACAAUCUGUGCGGAGAUCUGAACAAGGGAAAGAUUCCACGGAACCCGAUGAAGCAAAAUGUGCUGGGCGAACCGUACCCUUUCGAGCUAAUCCGCAACCAAACGCUCAAGUUCCUGUCCAAGACGUUGCCCGUCCUGAAGGCGGAUGAUACACUGCCGAAGGUCACACAAAUCAUUCCCGACGAACCUGUGGAUCAGUUCGAUGAUAAUGGCAUCGGUCGCCGAAUGGGCAAAUCGAUGCGCAUGGAGGAGGAACGGCGCGCCGAAGAGGAUGCCCGGGCACCGCGCAAGUUCUGCGAUGGUGGCGGUGUGUUCUGUGCCCUGUACCGUGCCAUCCAGGGUGAACCGAUCAGCAGCAAGCUGGUGGCGGAAAGGCGCGAAGAGGCAGCCGCCUAUCCACCGCCACCCCGCUACGAGGGCCCUCCGACGCCCUGCCCGGCCAAGGUAGAGUACGCGACGCCCGUGUUUGCCAAAAACUAUCAAGGCUCGUGGCGCUACGUGGUACAAAUCCCGUACGAAGGUUACUUCACGCAGACGGUCGAAGUGACGCGCUGUUUGCAGGCCCGCUGCCACUAUCUGGACGGUGGCUGCCUAUCCUCGCCACGCUGGGUCAGCUUGCUGGUGGCCGAAAUCUUUUACCCGAACGCGGAAGAACAGGUGACGGCACCGACGACGACCACCACGACGGCUCCCUCCAUCCAAGACUUCCAGGCCUACCAGCAGUAUCUGCAGAAGCGGGCCGGUCUGCCUACGGACAACGUGUACGAAAGCAGCAUCAACGGCAGUCCACACCAGCAGCAACAGCAACAGCAGCAACAGCAGCAAGCUCCAACUGCAGCCGCCUCUACCGCCAAGGCAAAUCAGCACUGCGAUGGUCACGAUGAAAUUGGAUGCUUCCAGGUGCGACUGUACUACGAUUGGUUCCUCAUUCCCGGCUCGUGCAAAUGCUGGCGACCGGACUACUUUGCCAAAUACGUGCGAAAACGACCAUCGCCGGACCUGUAAGAGGGGGCUGGAUGCUUUAGCGAUGUAAGAUGCCUACGACACGUAACACGGAUCUUAGACAAUGCCCUAGGAUCGAACGGAACGGGCUGACUGAAAGGUUGGGCAGAUUAUUUAUUAUUUAUUUCAAACUACGACGAACGCGGUGGGCUUGUAAUACAUACGUUACUGCCAAAAAUAGUAAGACUGGACUGGAGCAGCACGGUGUAUCGCCCCGCAAAAAAAUAAUACACUUGCUUUUUGGGGGCAAUCGAGAGAGAGAGAGAGGGAGAGAGAGGGAGCGAGGCAACAAUCUAGGCGAUAUGUUUGUAAGAGCUGCACACGUAGCUCGAUAAACUAGCGAGAAUCGGCAAUGAAUCGGUUGUGGUGUUCUUCUACCUACAUCUUUUUUUUUAAAGUACUUUAUACUCGGGGAAAAUCAAGCUUCACGGUGCAGCUGCAGCGCACUUUGGUAGCCUUUUCGGGGCUGCAAACGGAAACAGAACUAGUAGCCUUUUCUGUUGGGGCGGCUAUCGCUUCGCAAGGUUAGCAGCACGCAUUGGCACACGGUUCAGCAGUGUGGCAUUUCGUCUAACUAACCUUGUGGAUACGUGUGGCGUGACCCUAAAAAAGAACUUUAAAACACAGCACAUGAAACACACAGACACACAUUAGCGUUACUUUUACUAUGUAAAUAAGACGUAAACCCUUUUAAAAUAUGAUCGUGAUUUUUUUUAAAUAAACGGUUUAUGACGUACAGUGAAAGAGAAAA
Molecule: messenger RNA, 2265 nt
Organism: Anopheles stephensi (Asian malaria mosquito)
Lineage: Eukaryota; Metazoa; Arthropoda; Insecta; Diptera; Culicidae
Gene: spz6
Exons: 5
Coding region: 306-1517 (403 amino acids)
Biological process (GO): central nervous system formation; regulation of Toll signaling pathway; innate immune response
Cellular component (GO): extracellular region
Molecular function (GO): Toll binding; growth factor activity
Source: RefSeq, a predicted model, not a curated record